AUGGUGGCUGAAUGGGCAUGGCUGAAAGGCUCUGUAUCGUAUCAGUGCGGUCAACUGGAGAUGCACGGGAAUACCACGGCAUCAGGAGAGCCGGGGAACCACUUGCUUUCCAAAACUCCACACCUGAGCAAGAUUUUGGCGAUGCCAACAGUUUGUAGCCCUGCAGUAUUUGCCAAACAUCCAGGACGUGGCCUCCUGUCAUGGGACAGACUGAUUCACCUUCCUGACAGAAAUCAGAAAUGGAAUGUAGUGGGCAUAGAGGAAAACCGUUUGUGUAGGAAAAGACACUCCAAAAAUUAUGAUUUCCAGAGGAACGGACAGCAGCUUUCGCAGUGUCGACAUGCUUCAACUUGGACUAGCACUGUUUUACAGCCAGGCCAUACAAAAGCAAACUUUCAAGUACUGUCAAGUGCCCAGGAAUACCAAAAAGAAGAAAAAAAGUUUAAAGGGUAUAUACCCAGUUACUUAGACAAGGAUGAGCUAUGUGUAGUAUGUGGGGACAAAGCCACCGGAUAUCAUUAUCGCUGCAUCACUUGCGAAGGUUGCAAGGGUUUUUUUAGAAGAACCAUUCAGAAAAACCUCCAUCCAACCUAUUCCUGUAAAUAUGAAGGAAAAUGUGUGAUAGACAAAGUAACAAGAAAUCAGUGCCAGGAAUGUCGCUUCAAAAAAUGUAUCUUUGUUGGCAUGGCAACAGAUUUGGUGUUGGAUGACAGCAAGCGGUUGGCAAAGAGGAAGCUGAUAGAAGAAAAUCGAGAGAAGAGACGUCGGGAAGAGCUGCAGAAAACAAUUGGGCACAAACCAGAGCCAACAGAUGAGGAAUGGGAGCUCAUCAAAAUUGUUACUGAAGCACAUGUGGCCACCAAUGCACAAGGAAGCCACUGGAAGCAGAAAAGGAAAUUUCUGCCAGAAGACAUUGGACAGGCACCAAUAGUUAACGCCCCAGAAGGUGGGAAAGUGGAUUUAGAAGCCUUCAGCCAGUUUACAAAAAUCAUCACACCAGCGAUUACAAGAGUGGUGGAUUUUGCCAAAAAGUUGCCUAUGUUUUGUGAGCUGCCAUGUGAAGACCAGAUCAUCCUUCUGAAAGGCUGCUGUAUGGAGAUAAUGUCCCUCCGAGCAGCAGUUCGCUAUGACCCCGAGAGUGAGACUUUAACACUAAAUGGGGAGAUGGCGGUGACAAGGGGCCAGCUGAAAAAUGGGGGUCUUGGCGUAGUGUCUGAUGCCAUUUUUGACCUGGGCAUGUCUCUUUCUUCAUUUAACCUGGAUGACACCGAGGUUGCCCUUCUUCAGGCUGUUCUGCUCAUGUCAUCAGAUCGCCCAGGCCUUGUUUGCGUCGAGAGGAUAGAAAAGUGUCAAGAGGGUUUCCUCCUGGCAUUCGAACACUACAUUAAUUACAGAAAACACCAUGUUUCACACUUUUGGCCAAAACUGCUGAUGAAAGUGACAGACCUGCGAAUGAUCGGAGCCUGCCAUGCCAGCCGCUUCCUGCACAUGAAGGUGGAGUGCCCCACAGAACUCUUCCCUCCGUUGUUCCUGGAAGUGUUUGAGGAUUAGAGAGACUGGAGCGGUUCUCCGCACCCCCCGUCGCACUACUGGCUGUCAUUUCAUCCCAUUGCCCGGCUCUUCUCCCCUCUGUUUCUUCUUCUUCUUCUUCUUCUUCUUCUUCUUCUUCUUCUUCUUCUUCUUCUUCUUCUUCUUCUUCUUCUUCUUCUUCUUCUUCUUCUUCUUCUUCUUCUUCUUCUUCUCAUUCUCUUGUUUCUUGAGGCGGGGUUGGGGUUUUGUUUGGGUUUUUGUUUAGGAUUGCUGGGGGGCCGUUGUAUACACAUGGAUGAAAACAUCCUUUUAAUGCGGGUACUUGUGACUAUUGCAAUUUGUUCUUCAGUCCUUUGAUGUGAAUGCUUUGACAGCUUAACAGUGAAAAUACAAACAGACCAGUCUCAUUCACCAGCACUUGCGUGGUCACCAGCUCACACACAUCAUUGCUUGGAAGAUAUGGGAGAGAAAUUGAAAUGGCAGAAAAUAAAUUGGCCUCCAAGUUAAAACAGCUAUUGUUAAUUUGACCCUGGCAAUUCUGUCUAGUAUUACCUCAUUUUGCAGGGCACAAGAGAGCAAUUCAUGAGAUGAAAUUUCUAGUCUUCGCGGUUGUUUCUAUUGUAACUAUCACCAUUAUGGUCUAGGAUCUUCAUCAUCAUCAAGAUCCCAUCAUUAUCUGAGGAUUGUUCCAGCAGACACGGCUUAACUGUGCCCCAUAAAUCAAGUACUUAAAAUAAUGCAGAGUGUUAGAAGGGACUGACUCUUUUUUUUCCAUGUGUAUAAGAAAGUAAGAUCCUUCGGUUUUUACUACAUUUGAACUCCAGGUAACUUCACUGGAAGGUCUGUUGCGGUCAGGAGGGGAAUUUGAUCCUCUGAGGUGCUUUUCCUGCAAGUGGAGAGGUCUGCUUUUCCUGAGGUGCAUGGAAAAUUCGUCACUCUAAAGGAGAAGGCUCUCUGUCAGGAUAGCAGGCUUUCCUCGGAGUUAUUCAGGGAUGUGAAUGAUCACAGAAUGAGGACAAGGAGAACGAAACAUACGGGGUGACCUUCAGAUGGGACAGAAACCAGCUGUGUUAGUAACAACACUCAAGACUGUACAGCUUUAUCCCAGUAAUACAAGUAGUGUUGCUUGGCAGUAAUCUUUUGUUUUAUAUAUAUAUAUAAAGUUUAUAUGCACGUAUAUAUAUAAUUUUAUAUAUAUAUAACUACAAAUCUUCAGCAGAUGUCUUAAACAUUUUCCCAUAUUUUUAUCUUCUCCCUCUCUCCGUCUCUCACCCUCUCCUGUGCGUGUGUGCGUUUAUAUGUGUUGAUCAGCUAGGUUCUCUCUCUUUGGUGUCUGCGUGUGUUCCGUUUGGCUAGAUUCUCUCUUGAUUCCUUUAAUUUAUUUCCACUAACUGCACUAGCAGGAACUGAACGGAGCAAUGACAGGAUGUCCUGCUGCCGAAACCUGCAAGCCAGUACUCACAAUCCUGGAAUGUUUGGGGGCCGGUGAUGAGGGCAUUAUAGGAAGAGGUUCCUCUCUGUCAUCCAUCUCCAUGCAGGGGUGUUGUCCCUGGGUUUUUUUUAAACUUGAUAUUAAACCAUUCUCUGAAUUUGUAUGAUACAUCAAAAGCAUCCUUCUGUUCUUCCUGGGAACCAGAGUCUUAGUUCACGUAUUUCGCACUUCCUCAUACCCCACGUUCUUUUGUGUUGUGCAUUCAUUUGUACCAGUUUCUUUCUCUGCUAUUUAUUGAUACAUUUGCCUGGCAAGUCAGUGGGCAUUGUUAGGGUGGAUGUUUUGACUUGGAAAGUUCAUGGCCCAUAUCUAAACCCAUAUGUUAUGUGUUUAUCCCCUCAUGAAAGUAUGAUACUCAGGAAAACUUACCUUGUAGGUGGAACACAAUGUGUGUGUGUCAGGGGCUAAAUUCUUUCCUCCUCUCUUUCCCUACAUCAUCGAUAAAACAUCUGGAGUGCUAUUGGCUAUGUUUUCAGGGACAUGGAAUCUUGUUCUCCCUGUUCUUGAUGCACCUGUGAUCAGUUGUGAGCGCUGAUGUUAUCACUUAGGGGUUUGUACCCAUCAUUUUGUGAGAAUAUAAAACAAAAUGGGAUGUAUAGGGAUGGUUUUUUUGCAGGUAGAAAGGAAGACAGACCAUUGGAAAUUUGUUCCUAAAUGUUUGCUGAAGUUGAAGAACCUCUGUUGUGGGCUGUGUUUGCUCCAUUUCAAAGCAUAUGUCUUAACAACAUCAGUCUCUAUCCAAAAUCCUUGUAGAGCACUGCGUCCUGGGGACAAGGAGUUAGAAACUUUCUAGCUUUUUGGAACGAGAGGCCAGACAAUGUGAUGAACUCGCGUGUACUCAUGCAGAAUCUCAGAUGAGCAGCAUCCAUAAUCAGUCAGUCAGUCAGAGCAGUGAAGAGUGCUAAAUACCUGAUUUGGCGCUGGCUUGGUAGGGAACUGAUAGCAUAUAUGGAAAGCAAAAAACCAGCUAAUCCGUUACUUGCAUCUAUACCCACAAUGGCUUGCAAAGAGAAAAGAAAUGUGCGUGUCUUUUGGAGUUCUGUUCUGCUAGAGAUCUGAGGAUGGCGUUCCUCCUGAAGCCAGUUCACAUAUCUCACCUGGUUGCUAAACGUGAGCUUGAGUUAGCGUACAAGUUUUGACUGUGCUGCAGAUGAGACCCGGGAGAAAAAACAUGACAUUUCUCUUAGUAAUAUUCCCGGUGAUCUCACUACUACAAGGUCCAUGAUGCUUCAUGUAUUUUUCAGAGCUUCAGUUCCUGGAGUUGUGCUGCUGCUUGAGAGGUUCAGUCUGUCAUUAAGGUCAACAAUUCUUAUCCUUUGGGCGACCAAAAAAAUCAGUAGCCUAAACGUUAAUUAUUCAGAUGGGAAGUCACUAUCCAACAGGGAUUUAGCUCGUAACUACUGAGGCCCUCACAACUGGCUUUUGAACACUUGGGAUUGUUAGGACUACAUUAAUAAAAAAAUAAAUAAAGAUCAGAGGUUAGGAAAAAAGUUAGUUACUGGAUUGACUUGGGGAAGCAGCAAGAGAUGAAAGAACUUGAAGUGCUCUGAACAGAACUGCAGUUUGAGACAGUGCUGAGAAUUAACACUUUGCACACUGGCUGCUGUAAAAAUCAUUGCUCAUACAGCAACUUGUCCCCAAGGUCUACCUGGCAAGUUACAAAGUUUUCAAACACAGCCUGCAUAAAUAGUUGUCUGAAUUCGGGCAGGUAAGCUGCAUUUAGGCAUCCGAGCUAAUGGUCUGGCUUCCCAAGAUGCUGAUGCUGUUUGGAGUUGUGGUUCAUCAGGGUUCAGAAAAAUCAGGCCUCUUUCCUUAGGUGACUGCAGAUGGACUGAAGUGCCUAAAAUCAGGCAACGACUUUGACAGGUUUGGCAGUGCUUUAAGCAGAAAGGACAUAUGUCAACAUACUUUUCUAGCUUUUUAGGUAAGUUGGAAUCUGGCACUGAUUAACAGAGGGGGAUUAGUAGUAUUCCUCAAUUGAAAACUAAGACCAAGCUCUUAGUUUGACACAUUUGAUGUACUGACAUCUAAUGGCCUCUGAUCUCCUGUCAGUCUUACUUUGUGUGAUUUCAUUGACUCCCUCAGUACGACUCCUGAUUUAUAUGAUCACGAGAGCAAAACCAGAACACACGAGGGUGAUCUUGUAGACUCUUACCAGUGGAUACUGACCUCAGUCCUACAAAGACAGACUUGCUGUUAAAUAUUGGUGGUCUCAAGGGGUUGAGCCACUGGAUUGACCAUCUGAGUGGCAGACGUCAGUGCUGCAGUCAGCACCCUUUGGGGUAACUGGCCUUUUGAGUGAAAUAACGAACGUGCACUUUCCAGUGCAGUCCAGAGUCUCGUUUCUGAUGGUGCCAUGUAACUCUCACGUUUCCUUUGUGGUCUACGUGUGGGUCUUGCGUAGAAGGUUCUUCCUGUCAAACCUGAUUGUCACCGUCCAUGGUUUUGCCCUGAGUAACACGUGCAUUUAGAUACUCAUUUCAUGUGUAAUCUCAGUUAAGUUAUGAUAUUUAUAAUGACAUAUAUAGUGCGUGAUAAUGAUUUUUGUUUACAUUCUGCCAAAAUGUAGACGUUAGAGUUAGACCUCCAAGGUCCAAAAUCAUCCUUGAGCAGACUGCUUGCUUCUUCAGAGGCAGGCAUCAGGAAGAGGAAAAAAACUGUCCAGAGAGACCAUUUAUAUCAGAAAUCUGCCAAGACAGGGCUGUUGAUCACAAGCGGAGCAUGUCGUUGCUAGUGAUGUAUUUUUAUGCUAUGGAACUCUAACCUGUAUGUGUCAUAUUGACUUUUUGCUGCAUGAAUCAUAAAUUAUAAAAAUCAGUCUUACGGUUUUGAGAUGUAGCCAGCAUUCCUAAGGCUAAACCUUUUUCAUUGACAGAAUCAAAAUCCACAACCAAGGAACGUAUUCCUCUCGCUGUGAGAGCGAUUGAAAGUGUUCAGCAUUUUCACAAAGGAAGAGGCGACCGGACCUCUUAAUGUGUCUUGUUAUCGUGAUCAUCUGGAAAUGAUUGCCAGACGUUUCCUUUUGAUACAGCAAUGAAGUGAUCCAUAUUUAAAUUUUAUAGAGAGAAUUUUAUUCUAGUGUGAUAGAGAUUUAUUUUCCACUUAAAAGACUCGAAGCGGUGUGAGCACAUUUUUUUACUAUGGUAUAUUUUUGCUUUAAAAUUAAAAACAAACAAAAAAAAAAAGGUUUGGCCUUAUCACGAAGUUUUAGUGUGUCGUAUAGAUGUUAGCAAAUGCAAAGAGUAAGCAUUAUUUGUGUGUAUCCACAUUGACUGAUGUCGCCUUCAAAAAGCAAUAUUGUGCAGGUAAUAAGUUGUUUGUGACUGUCCAUUGCACAGUUUACCUUCUUCAAAAGCUAACCUUGUUUAUGCACAAGACAAUCAAAUGUAAAUCUACAUCAGCAUCCGGGUGUAGAUUAAAUUUAUGUAAAUUACUGAGCACAAUGUAAAACAUUAAAAGACACUUUAUUUAAUUACACAUUUAAUGUUGGUAAAGAUAGUAUCAGGGCAUGAACUAGCUGACAUACUGUAAUUUCUUUUUCUCUUUUCCUACUUCCUUAGCACUCUUCAGUUUUAGUUUGCUCAUAAAUACAUCAAAUUAGGCAUUCAUAAUUUUUUUUUUUAAGAGAAGGGUGGUGUUUGGGGUGUUUAUUUGUUUUUAUGAAGUUGGUUGGGAGGACUUCUUACUUUGUCUAUGAGGUUUGUGGGUUUUGCUUAUUUGGCUUAUUUUUUUAUAUCAGUUUCGUGCCCUGAGGGUAAGGCAAACAUUACACCGUACAGUAAAAAACAAAGUACCUUGGAUGAUGUAUUUUUUUGCAAACAGUGUUAAGAGUUAUGCUAGAUUGGUAAUAUUUUUUCAGCCUGAAAUAUAUUAAAAAAAAAAAAAUCUGUGAUCACAAAUGUUUUAAACUAUCUAAAGAGAAAAUUUGUAUAUUUGGGGAAGAAAAUAAUUUUUACAUAGCUUUUGUAUGCAGAUAUUAAAAUGUAAUUAUGAAUAUAGUGGGCAUAGAUAACUGUGUAAGCUUGACUUCUAAAAAAGAAA
Chroicocephalus ridibundus (black-headed gull) is the source of this 7063-nucleotide messenger RNA. It is a transcript of the gene THRB, whose product is annotated as thyroid hormone receptor beta. The record is from RefSeq and is a predicted model, not a curated record. Gene Ontology annotation, molecular function: nuclear receptor activity; RNA polymerase II cis-regulatory region sequence-specific DNA binding; zinc ion binding. The coding region runs from base 1 to 1551 and encodes 516 amino acids. NCBI's taxonomy places the organism in Eukaryota, Metazoa, Chordata, Aves, Charadriiformes, Laridae. Gene Ontology annotation, biological process: thyroid hormone receptor signaling pathway; cell differentiation; positive regulation of transcription by RNA polymerase II. The transcript is spliced from 7 exons.